Messenger RNA from Huiozyma naganishii CBS 8797, 1203 nucleotides. Its product is annotated as alkene reductase. NCBI's taxonomy places the organism in Eukaryota, Fungi, Ascomycota, Saccharomycetes, Saccharomycetales, Saccharomycetaceae. Gene Ontology annotation, molecular function: FMN binding; NADPH dehydrogenase activity. The record is from RefSeq and is a predicted model, not a curated record. The transcript has a single exon. The coding region runs from base 1 to 1203 and encodes 400 amino acids.
AUGCCAUUCGUCAAAGACUUUAAGCCUGUUGCCCUCGGGGACACAAAUCUGUUGCAACCUAUUGAGGUUGGCGACAUGCAAUUGCAGCACCGUGCAGUGAUGCCUCCUCUGACAAGAAUGCGUGCUGCUCAUCCGGGCAACGUCCCAAACAAGGAUUGGGCCGAGGAGUACUACAAUCAGAGGUCCCAGUACCCGGGUUCCCUGAUCAUCACAGAGGGGACCUUCAUCUCCCCACAGGCUGGUGGUUACGAUAAUGCCCCUGGUAUCUGGUCGGACGAACAAGUCGCCCAAUGGACCAAGAUCUUCAAGCGGAUCCACGACAACGAUUCAUUCGUGUACGUCCAGCUGUGGGCAUUGGGGAGACAGUCCUAUGCGGACACUCUGGGGAGAGACGGGCUCAGGUACGAUGCGCCAUCUGACGGGAACUACAUGUCCGAGGAACAAAAGGAGCGCGCUUUGAAGGCGAACAACCCUCAACACGGUCUCACAAAGGGUGAGAUCAAACAGUACAUCAAAGAAUACGUCGAGGCGGCGGUAAACUCCAUCAAAGCUGGUGCAGACGGUGUGGAGAUCCACAGUGCAAACGGUUACCUGUUGAACCAGUUCUUAGACCCAGAGGCCAACAUGAGAACCGACGAAUAUGGUGGAUCCGUCGAAAACAGGGCGAGAUUCGCCUUGGAGGUGGUCGAUGCCCUAGUGGAAGCCGUCGGAGCCAAAAAAGUCGGUAUCAGAUUCUCCCCUUACGGUACGUUCGGCACCAUGGCUGGGGGUAAGAACCCACUGAUUGUCGCACAGUACGCCUACAUCGUCGGUGAAUUGCAAAGACGUGCUAACGAGGGUCAGCAACUAGCGUACAUCCAUUUGGUCGAACCUCGUGUAACAGAUCCAUUCCUAACAGAAGGUGAAGGUGCCUACAAUUUGGGUACAAACGAUUUCGUUUACUCUAUUUGGACAGGCCCAAUCAUCAGGGCAGGUAACUUGGCUUUGCACCCUGAUGUCGCAAUCGAAAUGUUGAAGGACAACAGAACUUUGAUCGGGUACGGCCGUUUCUGGAUCGCUAACCCUGAUUUGGUCAGGAGAUUAAAGGACGGUUUGCCCUUGAACAAGUACGAUAGAGACACUUUCUACCGUAUGAGCGAUGAAGGAUAUUUAGAUUACCCAACUUACGAGGAGGCCCUAAAACUGGGUUGGGACAAGCAGUAA